Molecule: messenger RNA, 2241 nt
Organism: Coniophora puteana RWD-64-598 SS2
Lineage: Eukaryota; Fungi; Basidiomycota; Agaricomycetes; Boletales; Coniophoraceae
Exons: 13
Coding region: 1-2241 (746 amino acids)
Cellular component (GO): membrane; microtubule; cytoplasm
Molecular function (GO): GTPase activity; GTP binding; microtubule binding
Source: RefSeq, a predicted model, not a curated record
AUGAGCAGCCUCACCGGUGCCUCUAGAGGGGAUCGCGAUCAUAAUACGACUUCUUCGUCCCCCGAUGACGCUGUGUCAAACACGGGCUCCGGCGACAAUGUCGAUUUAUCCACGAGCGAAUACGCCGUUCGUCGGCGUGAGCUCAUGGGCCUGAUCAACGACCUGCGGAACAUGGGAGCCGGUGGCCUCGAUAUUCACCUUCCUUCCAUCGCUGUUAUAGGCGCUCAGUCAGCUGGGAAGAGUUCGCUUGUUGAGGCAGUUAGCGGGAUUAAUGUUCCUCGCGAUAGCGGGACUUGUACUAGGUGUCCGAUGGAGUGCACUAUGUCGAGCGAAGCGACGGAGUGGUCAUGUACAAUCAGUCUGCGAUAUGACUACCACGCCGAUGGCACACCUCAGGAUCGGCCUAUCGUCACACAGUUCGGCAGCCCAAUCACGAGCCGGAGUGAAGUCGAUAUCUGGCUUCGCCGAGCCCAGACCGCGAUUCUCAACCAAUCCGUCUCGCAUGAGCAGUUCUACAGCAGAAGCUACGAGGAACUUAGGGCAUGGACACAUCCGCGCAUGCUCAAGUUUUCCAAAAACGCCAUAUGUGUGCUCAUCAAGGACCCAGAGGCUACCGAUCUUUCGUUCAUCGACCUUCCCGGGCUUGUUCAAAAUGAGGACGCCGAAGUCAUUGAUUUGGUUCGCGGUUUGGUUGAACAUUACGUCGGCAAGGAUCAGACUAUUAUCCUGACAACUAUACCUAUGACUGACGACUUAGAGAACCAAGGCUCAGCCCAGCUCGCGCGGGAAGCUGACCCGGAUGGAGACCGGACCAUUGGUAUCUUAACUAAGCCAGACAUGCUGGGGAGCGGAGCCAUCGGUCAGCUGCGCAGGUGGCGAGACAUACUCGAGGGAAGGGGCGAGAAUCGUCGCCUGCGCCUCGGCUAUUAUUGCAUGCGAUUCUCAGAUGAUGCUGAGCGAUCCCAGAACCUCUCUAGAUCGGAGAGCCAGAGGAGAGCUACCGAGUUCUUUGAGACUACCGCACCUUGGAGCCAGGUCACCGACAGAAGACGCUUUGGCGUGCCGAACUUUGUGGCCGACGUUAGCAAGUUGCUGAUGAAGCUCAUUCAGGACUCACUCCCUUACAUCAGACAACAAGUCGAUGAGCUUAUUGCGUCGACAAAGGAGGAAAUGGAUCUACUUCCCAAGCCUCCGAGCCUUGAUGCACGCGUUGAAGUCCUGAGCCGGAUUAACAACUUCUGCGAAUCAUUCAAAGAAGCCGUGUCCGGAACUAACGCCUACAAGGACCUCGCUCAGCGCAACAGGGCGGCGUACACAAUCUUCAAGCGCUCGAUACGAGGCACCGCGCCGGACUUCCGUCCUUUCGAGCGUCCGUAUGAGUACACUGACCCCAUCAACAUCCCGGAGCUCAGAGAGGACAUUACCUGGCCGAUCGACCCUCGGGUCUCGCCUAUGGCUCUCUAUGAUGUCCGAAAAGUAGUUAAAGCGUCGCUCGCCUGGGAACUUCCUGGGGAUGUGCCUUUCGAGGCAAAAGCCCAGCUUAUCAAGGAGUUCGUCGCGCUCUGGGAGGUACACGUCAACACAUGUUUUACAUCUGUCUGCGACAUACUGCAGGAUGUUGUGGAAGAAUUUGUCGACACCCAUUUCAGUCAAUUCAGGAGGUUUGAAGAGCAUAUGCUGAGACAUGUUGAUGACGGCCUCCGCACUUGCGUCACUGAGGCCGGCCAGGCAGUCAAGGCCGCAUUAUCGCUAGAGAUGUCGCCCCACUUUACGCAGGAUACGCUGACUUAUAACACUCUACGCCGUGUAUUGCUUUCCCAUUACAGGAGCCAGUACACGCACUCGAAUAGGUGGCCGCGGCAGAUGGCCGCAUCUCCGGUGUUCGACAGCGACACGCCAGCGUUCGUGACACCUGUGGCACCUGAUCCGGAUGAUCCGUUGGUCACUGUUAAGGAUAACGAACUGGGUGUGAUGGCGGAUGUCCGAGCCUACUUCCAAGUAGCGUACAAGCGCGUCGUCGACCAUAUCCCCUUGACUAUAGAGCACGCACUGCACCACGCUCUAUCUACUCGCCUUUCGAGUAGCUUGCUCUCGAGUGUCGUGGAUGUGUCGAACUUUACGGAGCUGGCUGAACGACUUGUCAGCGAAGAUCCAGGAAUUGCCACCCGACGUGCUGCUCUUCAAAUCAAAAUGAGGCGGCUUGUAGAGAUCAAAGACAGACUCAGAGCUAUUGCGUAUUGA